Messenger RNA from Dacryopinax primogenitus, 960 nucleotides. RefSeq lists its product as uncharacterized. Bases 1 to 960 code for a protein of 319 amino acids. The transcript is spliced from 7 exons. The record is from RefSeq and is a predicted model, not a curated record. NCBI's taxonomy places the organism in Eukaryota, Fungi, Basidiomycota, Dacrymycetes, Dacrymycetales, Dacrymycetaceae.
AUGACUGCUGCUAUCAUUGCCCACAUGCGUGAAGAUGCAGAGGAUCCUGGAUUCUUGCUGUUGGUGAAGUAUCCGGACAUCAUGCCAUUUGGCAAUGCAGUCACAUUGCUCCUCAAUAGUCCUCAGUCUGCCCUUGUCUGCAAUUUGCCUGAGAAGUGGGUCCAACUUUUUGCCCUUGACCAGCAAGAGGAGCUGGCUGCCUUGUCCACACCGGCCAAAGAGGAGGAGGAAGAGGAUGAGGAGGAGAAGAAGUUUAAGGCAAUGUUGUCUGGUUUUUCGACAUCCCUGGGGAGCCUGGCCAGCCUGCUGGCAAAGGCUGAAAAGGGUAAGGCAAAGGCAAAGGAGACGAUGCUGGCAAAGGCAGUCAUGCGGCACCUCAACAAUGGCAUGGAUAAGACGUCACCUGCAACCAGGGCCUGCAGGAGGCCAAUGAAGGAGGACUCCUGCAAUGCAGGGUGGAUGCCAGAAGAGACACUGUGUAUGUUGUGUUGCAAGCAUGCCAUUGUCAAGGACGGUAAGGUGCACCACAACAAAAAAGCCUUGCAGCACUCCCUUUCAGCAUGUCUCGCCAAGGCCAUGGCUUUGCCUCCAGUGUCUGUGGAGGAUCUUUUCCUCUUGGAGACUCCUGAGCCCAAGCCCAUUGAAAAACCCACUGAAAAGCCUGCCAAGAAGAAAAAGCAGAAGCCGGUGCACAGCUACAUGCUGGUGAAGCCCAAAAAGCAUGAGCAGGAGGACAACAAGGACUUGGUUGGCCUGUCACUCAAGUGGUCCCGCCUUCUGGAGGCCGAGGUCAAGCUGCUGGUCAUGCCGCUCCGUAUGGCAGAGCACAAGAUGCUCAAGCUCCGGAAGAGCCUGCAGAUAGCUCAAAAAGCAGUGGACACUGUGCAGAAAGUGGUGAACACUGCGAUGGGCUGGGCAGAUCAAGUUCAGACUCUCCUGGGGAAAGCUCUGACUGAGUAA